UUGGAUUUUGGGUCUACAAAUAUAUACUAGUAAUCUGUGUUUGGGAUUUUGCAGUCAUGUAGCAUAUUGAAAGCAGCAUUUAAUAGUCAACGAGAAGAUGACUGAAGUUCUGUCAAUGGAAGAGACUAAGCAAGAUCGUGUGGAAACUAUUUUAAAUGGGUUCCAAUUAAAUUGGAUGAACUUACGGGAUGCUGACACAGGUAAAAUUCUCUGGCAGAACAAUGAAGACAUGUCCAGUCCAGACGUGGAACAUGAGGCUAGGGUACCGAAACGGAUCCUCAAAUGUCGGAGUGUCUCUCGGGAAAUGAAUUUCAGCUCUAUUGAGAGUAUGGACAAGUUUCGAUUGGAGCAGAAAGUGCUGUUCAAAGGGCGUUGUUUGGAGGAAUGGUUCUUUGAGUUUGGUUAUGUAAUACCGAACUCCACUAACACCUGGCAGUCUAUUAUAGAAUCGGCACCUGAAUCUCAAAUGAUGCCAGCUAAUGUGUUAAAUGGCAAUGUGGUGAUAGAAACAAAAUUCUUUGAUGGUGACCUGCUGAUAACUACAUCAAGAGUCCGUUUGUUUUAUGUUUAAGGAUUUAUAAAAAGUUAUAUAGAAUUGUAGCCAAACUGAUUUUCUGACACUCGCUUUAAAUUUGAAGCGAGUUAGAGCACUGAUGAAUGACUGUUAAAGAAAAACCAAUCUAGGAUCAUCAGUACGAACGACGUUUGUCGUUUAUGAUGUAU
Messenger RNA from Aricia agestis (brown argus), 723 nucleotides. It is a transcript of the gene PrBP, whose product is annotated as retinal rod rhodopsin-sensitive cGMP 3',5'-cyclic phosphodiesterase subunit delta. Gene Ontology annotation, biological process: sensory perception of light stimulus. The record is from RefSeq and is a predicted model, not a curated record. The transcript has 6 exons. Gene Ontology annotation, cellular component: cytoplasm. NCBI's taxonomy places the organism in Eukaryota, Metazoa, Arthropoda, Insecta, Lepidoptera, Lycaenidae. Bases 98 to 571 code for a protein of 157 amino acids.